AGUGGGAAAUGGGAAAACAUAAUCAUACAAACAAGGCAGCAUGGAUCUUCUUGGCGAGUCAGAUUCCAGCGAAGAUGAAGAAGUUGCCUUUAAAAUAAAUACAAAUUACGCCCAGAACUAUGACAAAUGGCGAAAGAAAGAAGAACGUCAGAAACUGAUUGACAAAUAUGGUGAGGAUGUUGAUGGCUCAAGUUCCUCGUCGGAAGAGGAAGAAAUUAGGACUUCGAAACAAAUGGAUAAAGAUUGGCUCAGGGCUUAUGCUGUUGUCCGUUUCCAGCAGCCAAGACUGUAUAAGGAAGGAGAGAAAUUUUUUCAUGAUGAGGCAAAACCGUUGAGUUCAAAGAAAAAGGACAAAGCAACCACCCUUAAGGAUCAUGAAAGGAAAUUUAUCCUUGAAAAAGGAGGGAUUGAAAGCGAUGAAGAAUCUGCACCCAAGCCUCAAGGAAAAAGUUACUUUGAGGAACAAGAAGAGAUUAAAAAAAGUUUCAAGGAUGCUGUGGCCGAUUCAAGUGAUGAUGAUGAUGAUAAUGAUGAUAGUGGAUUUCUAGUCAAAAAACGAAAGACUGAGGAAGAUGAGGAGAAGGAUGAGAAUGACUACCUGGAGUGGUUGAGAGGCGAGAAAGAAGGACUAGAUGAUCCACAAGCUGAAGCAGAGUUGGCUCCCUUGAAAGCAUACUGGAAUGAUCCGAACUUGGAUGAGAAGGAGACUGUUUUGAGAGAUUACAUUUUGAACAAUGGCUAUAUGGCUGAGGAAAGUUCGGAAAGUGAAGACGAAGAGAAAGGGCCAGAUCCAGAGGAGGAGGAAAAAUUCCUGUCUCAGGCGGAGGAGUACGAGCACCGAUACAACUUCCGUCAUGAGGAGCCCGGAGGAGAUGAAAUCAAGGCUUACCCCCGAGUGAUUACAGAGUCAGUUCGGCCCAAGGACACCAGAAGAGCUGAAAAGCGAAAAAGAAAGAUGGAAAAAAAGACUCAGGCUAGAGAGCAGAGGCAUGAAGAGAUCCGCUUGCUGCAAAAACUUCAGAGGGAGGAGAAAGAGGAGAAACUGUUGAAGCUGCGGCAGAUUGGCAAUAACCCCGACUUGGACUAUGACUUGGAGGCAGAUUUUGACCCAGAUGAACACAAUAAGAUCAUGGAGAAAUAUUUCAACGAUGGUUACUAUGGUGAUGAGGGCAACAAUGAAAAGAAGCCAGAAUUUGAAUUUGAUGCAGCCAUUGAUGAUGACCCAGAGGACUGGUGGACCCAGCGUAGUAAAGAGGAGAAAGAUGAGGAGGUGCAAAAUGAUGUUGGUGAAGAGGAAGAGAAUGGAGACUAUGAUAAUACCCAACAGAACGAUGAGCAGGGGCCUGAUAUGGAUGAUCCAAACUUUAAUAUGGAUGCCGACUUUGACCCGACUCGAGAUUACAAAGCGGAGAAGAAGAGGGCUAAAAAAUAUGGCAAAGCAUUUGCCAAAAAGUUGCCUCUUUUUGAUCCAACCACCAAGACGUUUGAUGAGUACAUUGAUGAAUAUCUGAAAGACAAGAUCAACACCUUGCCCUUCACAUACAGAGAGGUGGUUCCAAACGAUUUUGGACUCUCAACAGAGGAGAUCUUGAAAGCUCCCGAGCGUGAGCUGAACGCGUGGGUGUCGGUGAAGAAGAUGAGCCAGUACCGCAGUCGGCAGGAUGAGAUGGCUGAUGUCAGGAAGUUCGCCGCCCGAGCCAGGGACCAGGACAAGAAGUUUAAAGUGCUUCCGUCCCUCCUAAAAAAACAGGAAGAAAUUGCCAAGGAAACGUCUGCAAGGAACAAAAAGAAGAAGAAGAAGAGGAAGAAAAAGAAGGUAGAUGAGGAUGGGGUGGAAGAGGAACCGUCUGAGGUUUCAGAGAAAAAUGAACUGUUCUUUACUGACAUUAGUGAGGUGAAUGGUGAAGUGUCCAACAGUGCGGAUAAAAGUAAGAAAAGAAAGAGGGAAGAGGAUGAAAAUGGCAGCAGUCAAGUUGUGAGCAAAAAACGCAAGUCUGUGGAUGGUGCUGAAAUUGAGGGUUCCCAAGGUACUCCUGAGGCAAAGUUAAAGAAGAAGAAAAGCGAAAAAUGUGUUUCGAUGGAACCGGAACCUCUCUCGGCAGAAAAGAAGAGUAAGAAGAAAAAGAAACAAGACAUAGUUGUUACGAAAAGUAAUGACAGUAACGAGGGAGACGGAACGGACGUUUUCAGUGUUGUUGUUGGAACUGGUGAUCAUGAUGUUCAGGGAAAAGUCAAAAAGAAAAAGAAAAAGACCAAGACUCCGGGGGUUCAAGUGGUUACUGGUACAGCUGAUUCUACACCAAAGGAGGAAGACAGCAGAUCAAAGACAGCUGUUCUCCAGAAAAAGAAAAAGAAGAAAACCUCCAUUCGCAACUUUCCGAAGGCGACAACGGGUGCCAGUAGUAAGACUGAGGGUGGUGGUUCCGACCCCAAACAGGCAAAGAGGAAACUAGGACAGGUUAUGUCUUCGUCUCGGUUGAGCAGCAUGGGGAUUGGGCCCGGCGCGGCCAAGAACAAGAGGAAAAAGAAGAAAAACAAGGCUAAGGACGUUCCGUCCUGAUUGUGUGACAUGAGUGCAGGUACCUGCUCUGUGAUGAUAUGAAGAAAAUAUAUAAUUAUUUACCAUGGGAUUCCGGAGUCGGGCCACCUGCAUACAGUGAACUUGAAACGUGUGUUUGCUGAUUAAAGCUUGUUAGGGGUGCCAUGAUUUUGUAAGGUUUAUGGGAUUGAAGAUAGGGUAAUUUUAUUGUUUUUUUGUGUUUGUAUGUAAUGACAGUUUCCAUCUUUUUUUGUGGUCUAGUUCAAUUAUGUUGUGAGUGCUGAGAAACUUUCAGGGGGUAGGAAUACAAAUAUUUUAUUCAGCUCUAAUGUUCAAAAUCUUUAAUAAAUGUGUAGACAAAGCUAAGCCAGUGAAAUCUAAAAUUACCCUUCGAGUUAUGAAUGCAAAUGGCAUAUAUGUUGAUGUUACAACUUUGUACAUAUUAUUAUUAUAGUUGAAAUAUGAAUAAAUAUGGUGGCUCAUGA
Molecule: messenger RNA, 3024 nt
Organism: Aplysia californica (California sea hare)
Lineage: Eukaryota; Metazoa; Mollusca; Gastropoda; Aplysiida; Aplysiidae
Product: protein KRI1 homolog
Exons: 17
Coding region: 41-2560 (839 amino acids)
Biological process (GO): endonucleolytic cleavage in ITS1 to separate SSU-rRNA from 5.8S rRNA and LSU-rRNA from tricistronic rRNA transcript (SSU-rRNA, 5.8S rRNA, LSU-rRNA)
Cellular component (GO): 90S preribosome; nucleolus
Source: RefSeq, a predicted model, not a curated record